Messenger RNA from Ogataea parapolymorpha DL-1, 402 nucleotides. RefSeq lists its product as uncharacterized. The coding region runs from base 1 to 402 and encodes 133 amino acids. Gene Ontology annotation, biological process: protein import into mitochondrial matrix. The transcript has a single exon. The record is from RefSeq and is a predicted model, not a curated record. Gene Ontology annotation, cellular component: TIM23 mitochondrial import inner membrane translocase complex. Lineage: Eukaryota; Fungi; Ascomycota; Pichiomycetes; Pichiales; Pichiaceae.
AUGAUUGAGAAAAACGAAGAGGCGCUGAAGUUGCUUGGGUACUCGAAAGAAGAGAUUGAAAGCGGCAAACACAUCAGACUCAAAGCAUACGGUUACGCGGCCGGAGACAAGUGGACCAGAAACAGACCAAUUCAGGCUACCAAAUACCUGGCCAAGGACAACAAGGAGCAUAUGUUGAUGAAAUUUUUUGUUGAGAGCGACUACAAAAUUGCCGUUGUUCAAUUGGAAGCCAUUGAGGAGAAUUUUGUUGAGCAGCAGCUUGUGUACGUGGCGAUGGACGUGAAAGGACAGAAACGGUUCUAUUUGGUUGGAGGUCCAAAAUCCAGCCCCGUGAACAAAAGAUUGGGCCUGAUGAAUGAAUCGGGAUUCCUUGGAGUGAAAUGGGGAAAUAAAAAGGAGUGA